This is a messenger RNA of Eurytemora carolleeae, 1057 nucleotides long. It is a transcript of the gene Oscillin, whose product is annotated as glucosamine-6-phosphate isomerase. Gene Ontology annotation, biological process: D-glucosamine catabolic process; carbohydrate metabolic process; N-acetylneuraminate catabolic process. Lineage: Eukaryota; Metazoa; Arthropoda; Copepoda; Calanoida; Temoridae. Gene Ontology annotation, cellular component: cytoplasm. Bases 65 to 904 code for a protein of 279 amino acids. The transcript is spliced from 9 exons. The record is from RefSeq and is a predicted model, not a curated record. Gene Ontology annotation, molecular function: identical protein binding; glucosamine-6-phosphate deaminase activity.
UUGGUAUUUCAGUAGACAGUGGAGUUUUACCAGAUCCGACUAUACGACUGGUCAAUGAAUAAGAAUGAAGUUGAUUAUCCGUGAUACGAAGGAUGAUGUAGCAGAGUGGGCCGCUAAGUAUAUCAUCAAAAGAAUCAAUGAGUUUGCUCCGGGUCCUACAAGAUAUUUUGUGCUCGGGUUACCUACCGGAGGAACUCCUCUUCCAAUGUAUUCUAACCUGGCAAGAGCACAUAAAGCUGGAAAGGUUUCCUUCAAGUACGUGAAAACCUUCAAUAUGGAUGAGUAUGUAGGAAUACCAGAGGAUCAUCCUGAAAGCUACCAUAGGUACAUGUUUGAUAACUUCUUCAAGCAUAUUGAUAUAUCCCCUGACAACGUGAAUAUACUGAACGGGAAUGCUCCGAACCUGAAGAAGGAAUGUGAGGAUUAUGAAGCGAAGAUAAAGGAAGCGGGAGGAAUUGAGCUGUUUGUAGGUGGAAUAGGUCCUGACGGUCAUAUUGCCUUCAAUGAGCCUGGUUCCUCCCUUGUCUCCAGGACUAGGGUGAAAACUCUAGCUCAGGAUACAAUACUUGCAAACGCCAGGUUCUUUGGCGGAGAUAUCAACGCUGUUCCUAAACAGGCUCUAACUGUUGGGGUUGGCACUGUAAUGGAAGCUCAAGAAGUUCUUGUUCUAAUCACAGGGGCAAAUAAAUCAUAUGCUCUUUAUAAGGCCAUUGAGGAGGGAGUGAGCCACAUGUGGACUGUAUCAGCCUUUCAGCAGCAUGGAAACACACUCAUGGUCUGCGACGAGGACGCAACCCUAGAGCUUAGGGUCAGGACGGUCAAAUAUUUCAAGGAUAUGUGGUCGGUUCAUCAAAGUCUGAAUGAGGAUCUAUCUGAGAAGGCGAUGAAAAAACUCUCCUUCUAACUAGAACACGGAAUGGAAUGUCGUCUUCAACUAUUUCCAUCCUCGGUUCAAAUGUUAUCCAGCAUGAAUCUGAAUUGUGUCAAGUUUGUGCGUCAAUCAGACAAAAAUCAAUAGUUUGUGCUUAGAAGUUAAAAUAAAUAUCUAUUAUAUAAA